Molecule: messenger RNA, 6161 nt
Organism: Ylistrum balloti
Lineage: Eukaryota; Metazoa; Mollusca; Bivalvia; Pectinida; Pectinidae
Product: forkhead box protein K2-like
Exons: 8
Coding region: 22-1896 (624 amino acids)
Biological process (GO): regulation of transcription by RNA polymerase II
Molecular function (GO): DNA-binding transcription factor activity, RNA polymerase II-specific; RNA polymerase II cis-regulatory region sequence-specific DNA binding; protein binding
Source: RefSeq, a predicted model, not a curated record
UGGAGCGUUGGACGCCUCGUGAUGUCUGCUGUUCAACAGCCUUCGGACAAUGACGCUUGGGCAUUGUUAGCCCUUAAGUCUGCACCUGCCAGUCCUGCAAGAGUAGGAUGGACCCCAGAACCCAAGGAACCUGCAAUUGCUCGAUUGGAAGGAAGAGACUUUGAAUAUUUGAUGCGGCAAGCUCGCGUCACGAUAGGUCGGAAUAGCAGUAAGGGAGAAGUAGACGUAAACAUGGGACAUUCGAGCUUCAUUUCUAGAGUUCAUUUGGAAAUUUGUUAUGAUCACCCUAAUUUUUUCAUGAGAUGCGGAGGUAAAAAUGGUAUAUUUAUUGACGGAAUAUUUCAAAGGAAAGGAGCACCCCCUCUGCAACUACCAAGGACAUGUGUGCUGAGGUUUCCAAGUACAAAUAUCAGGAUAGCAUUUCAGGCACUUGUUGAAGACAAUGCCCCUGCCCAACCACCACCACCACCACAACCAGAAUCUCCACCUAAGAAAAAGAAUUUGCCUCCACUGAAAAUCAACAUUCCUGAAUCAGUGGAGCACGCUUUCAGUCCCUGUCCAUCACCUACUGGAACUAUUAGUGCUGCAAAUUCUUGUCCCACAAGUCCUAGAGGAGGGGCCAGACCAAGCUUUGUUGCAGAUAUUCAGAUGGCAGCACUGAGUGCACAAGCAAAUCCAAGGGAAGAACGAGAUAGCAUCCCUACUCCCACAGAUAGUGCCAGUAGCAGCCCAAGGGAUGACUCUAAACCGCCUUACUCUUACGCCCAGUUAAUUGUGCAGGCUAUCACGUCAGCUCAAGACAAACAGUUAACACUUAGUGGCAUAUAUGCAUAUAUAACUAAAAAUUAUCCUUAUUACCGAACAGCAGAUAAAGGAUGGCAGAAUUCAAUAAGGCACAAUUUAUCACUUAAUAGAUAUUUUGUAAAAGUUCCUCGUUCACAAGAAGAGCCAGGGAAAGGAUCCUUUUGGAGGAUUGAUCCAGCUUCAGAAGCUAAACUUACAGCACAAGCAUUUAGGAGACGGCGGCAGAGAGGUGUGCCUUGUUUUAGAACACCAUUCGGUGGAUUGUCAACAAGGUCAGCACCAGCUUCACCAAGUCAUAUGGGGGGAAACUUUACACCAGACAGUAUGUCAAGGGAGGGAAGCCCUAUCCCUGAAGGUCCCAGUGAAGGAGAUGUCCAUCCUGCCAGUACCAUAGUCACACACCCUCAGAUCCUGGCAGCCCAGACAGCUGCAGACCUCUGUAGGAUUAGUCAGUCAGCACCAAGCUCACCAGGAGUUAACAUAACUACAACGCUAAGUUCAUCAGGUACUUCAGCAGUUCAUCAGUUACCAACCAUGAUUACAAAGCCAAAAGUGAUAGUAACAAAUACCGCGCAACUCGUCCUCAAUGGUCCUCCUGCAGGCCAUACAAACAGCGGGCUCACUAAUGGGACUCACAUGGAAAUCAAGAAGGAACAUGGAACGCUAGAAAAAAUUCAAGCUGUUGUGACGGCUGGGGGCCAGGCAACAAUAAAACCUGUCGCAUUAGUGCGCAAUACGACUGCUUCCAUACAGGGCCUAACCAGUCAGCAGCAGCAGCAACUGUCAUCCCUGGCAACACACCAGGGCAAUGGCCUGCCAUCUACGGCUAUCUUGUCACAGCCCAGCAUCAGCACCUUCUCAACAGUGCAGCGCCCUGGCAUUGCCAUCAUCCCUCAAGCAGGUAUGCAGCUGGUGACGACGUCAGCCUCUCAACAGGCAGCAAUGUCACAGCCGCAGCUACUGGUUACCACUCUGUCCAAUGUGCCAGUUUCAAUGGCAUCAAAGAGACCACUAGAAGACUAUAGAGAUGACGAAGGGGUGGAAAAGGACGCGAAAACAGUUAAACUGGAAAUAAAAGAGGAGAAAGAGUGAGGGUGGGAGUCAUGAAUGAAAACACAACCUGGUGAAAUUUUUCUGUAAAGUAAACCAUAUUGGGAGUGACUUGCAAUGAACUCUUCAUUGUUUUGGACUUUGAAAAUCCGAAAAUUGAAAUUUUCUUAUGGUUAUUUCUUCAGAAUGUAUCCAUUUCUGUUCUAAUAGUUCUGACAGUAUUGUUUUCUGGAUGCUUAACUUCAGGAAUUGAUCAUCCAAGAAUCUUGUUUUUCUGUUUCAGAAAGUUUUUCUGAUACAAUGAUUCUGUAGUACGAGGUCCACAAUAUCAGAUAUAAAAAAUCAGAAGUCAUCUUGUAUCCAGCUUAUUUUAAAAAAUCUGCUUCAUUUUCAAUUUUAAUUGGUUCAAAGUUCCAAGUGGAUCUGAUUUCAAUGUACACUUGUGCACAAUAGUCGUUACAUUUCUGAGGCCAGUUGAUGUAUCAAUUUAAUGUAAUAGAACCGCUGCAAAAUAAGUGGUUUGUGAGUACUGAAUAUAAAUUUCAUCAGAAAUUAAUUGACACUUGUUCAAAUUGUUGUUAAUUAGGAGCUAGUAGAUGAAUUCUACAAAUGCAUUUGACUUUCUCUUGUGAAUUUUGAUAAUAAGUGACGUUAGUGGUUUGGCUUCUGUAAGGAAAAAAAAGCUAUGCUACUGCUGAUUAAAAGAUGAUUUGAUUCCAAAUGCUGUUUUUGAAUAUAAUGGCAUAAUAAAACAAGGGCACUUUCAGUUCUGUAAUCUGUUGAUAGUUUUGUAUCAUUGUUAUUAUCAUCAAAUGGAACGUUCACUGCUUUUGUAUAAAAAACAAAUUCCCAAAAUUAUUGAUGUCAAGCUUUGGGACAUGGCUGUGAAAUGUUCUGAUGCUGUUCAGUAACGGGGAGCAGAAGUCAUUUAAUGUAAUCACUCAUGAUCAUUUUACAUACUGUCUGGUCACUUUAUUUGUUUUAGUAAAUGAUACUGAAAUCAUGUGUAUGCAUAAGUUUUCUGUGUUCCUUUAAUAAUGACUUCAAUAGCAGAUUGUCUUGAAACCUUCAUUUGAAAAUAGCAUAUUCCAAUUUUAUUAUCCUGUUUGAAGAUUGAUUAAAUUUUCCCUAGUAAAUUGCCUGUCAGUGAUUCCCUUGUUUUCUAUGACAAAAAAUAUAACAAUGCAAUUUAUUAAUUCAAGUUUAAGUAUUCUAGAUUUGAUUAGGGUAUUUAAUAAGUUUCCAAAUCAGAAAAUUCCAUGAAACUAUACGGGUCAAGGCAAGUAUGUGUUACAUAUUUUGUUACCAAAACUGUAGAGUUUAUAUUAUUCAAUGUUUCCUAGUAGAUGAAAAUCUCCAAAACUGACAUUAUUCACUGUCAAUGUGUUGAAAUGAAAUUUGUUCUUGACAUUACCGGCAGAAUUUUCAAAUCACAAUACAGAAAAUAUUUUUUGAAUUUUCAGGUUAAAAAACUUAUAUCUGCACUUUUCUUGUGUGACAUGAAAAGUUUUAACAGAUAUAUUUCUGGAAAUGGUUUCAUCAUGUUCUAAACAGGAUACAAUACCCUUUACAUAUAGUGUUAUAAUUUUAUGAAAAAAUGUGAUGGGUAAUAUUUGAAAGGUUAUCUUGAGUGAAUUAAAUCAGGAUUGAGCCAUAUUGAAAUAAAUCAUGAUUAAAUUUGUUAAGAAAGCACAGUUAAGAUUUGUAAUGGACCAGUGAUAUAGAUUGGUGUGAUGGCAUUGCUUCACGUAACUUAAUUAUGAACUUUUUUUUCUGCAUUAGUAUUGAACCGUCAGACGGUAGCAGAAAUCAGGUUUCUAUUGUAAAUCGAUUACGUCUCCCCCACUAAGUGUUAAUUGUGUAAUAGAUGCUCCAGUGUUUUUAAUUUCUUCACUAAAUACAUCAGGCAAAUAUGUAAAUAAACAGUGUUAUCUUGCUGAUGGAAUACAUUGAAGAGAAUAUACUAUACAUGUUGUUCCGAAGAAUUAAAAAAAAUUGUAUUUAUACUUUGUGUAUAGCUUUUGCAUUAUCGUGAUGUACAAAUUUGUGUUUAAUACAGGACUGUUGUUGGAACACAACCACAAAAAAUUGUUUUCAAAGGAUUUUCACCAAAACAUAUUUCAUCAGAAUUUUUAAAAGAUUCCAAAUUACAUCAGGAAUCAUUAGAUUGCUGAGCUAGGUUAAUGAUUCUUUUAUAAAUUUUGGGGAUAAUAACGAAACUACAAAAUGAAAUACUGUUGAAAACAUAUUUUUUAAAGAUGUUAAGUUGAUGAUAUGUUAUUGAAUAUUAAAGUAUAUAUAUUUAUAUAUAUAUUGGAUAUGCAUAUCUUGAUUUAUUGUUGCAGUCAAUAAACUCAGAUGUACUCCAAGAGAAAGGACCUUAUGAAGUAUAUAUAUUUAUAUAUAUAUAUAAAUAUUGUCAAAAUAGUGCUUCUUGUUAAUUAUCUGUUUGGAUACCAACAUUUCUUUGUGUGUAUUUAGAUAUGAAUGAGAAUUUUGGUGGAGUGUGGGUGAGCUUGUUUUGUUCUUUUUUUUUUCCUCUCUCUCUUUUAUGGGAUACAAAAAUUGUUCUCAAAUUCUUUUUAUUUCAUUUGUAGUCUUCUUCUUUCUUCAGCCUUUUAAUUAUGACUUAUCUUAUUAAUUGAAAAUAAUGGAGUUAAGUUUUGCAGGCAGCUCAAAAUGAAUGCAAACCCAAUAUGAAAUGAAAAAGCAUUAGUCUGUAUGUGUGGUAUUUUAGUUAUAGUCAAAGGACAAAUAGAUAUCUUUUUUCAACUUUUCAGAAUAUAAAUAUGAAUGAUCCAUACUUGUUUUGUUAACCUCCAUUUUAAAAUUGAAUUUUUAAUGAAUACUGCCUCUGCUAAAGAAAGAAAAUUAGAAAAUUGAAUUUGAAAUGUUCAUUCACUUGUCUUCUGACAAUCUUAAAUUGUGUCAGCUUCUACGAUUUAAUUGUAAGUUAAUGUACAAAGUGAAAACGGCAUGUCUUGUAUGAAUAUGUAAUUACAUGUUUUUCUUGACAAAUGUAUAAGUUGAGAUAAUGUUUCAGAUGUUUAAAAGAGUCGAUUUUAAAACUGAUAUUGAGCGGUUUGCCUGGCCCUUUAUUCCAGUCAUAUAAAACCCCUCUAUUUGUAAUAGAAUUCCUCAUAAUAUUGGUAAUACCUACAGAUAUGCAUAAAUUUCAAAAUAACCCAUCAUAGUAUAUCUUGUCAGGGGCUAGCUAGAGGUGGCAAAACUUCUAAAGGUUUAAAUAAGAUCUUUACACAUUGUAAUUUUAAGCAUUUACAUCAACAUGGCAGCUAGGGUUUGUUAGCAUUACAAAGCAAGAUACUGCAUAGGCAUUGUCUAGAAAAGAUUUCUCACAUAUCAGGCUAUGGUAAAUAACGGUAGGUAGUGUUCACAGGUUUUUCCCACCAAAACUGUUGCAUCCAAAGUUAAAUGUUUAAUGUUUUAUUAUGUUUAAGUAAAUGUGAGUGUAACAGACAUGUAUGAAAGGCGGGAGAGGAGACAUUUUAGAUGCAUGGAAUAUUAUAUUUAAGUUGUCUCUGCUCUGUUAAAUAUGUUGAUUUUGUUUUGGUUUUUUUUUUUUUUUUUUUCUUUCUGAAAUACCAUGAUGUUAAAAAGGGAAUUUCUGGUGUAUUUAGAAGAAAUAGGAAAUUCCAUAUAAAAGAUGUUUUAGUAUAAACAUUUGCUAUGAAUAUUUUUAACUCAGUGAUUGCCUACUUUUAGGUAAUGUGUGUGUACCAGGUAUGUUUAAAAUAAUAAUGAGAAAAAAAACAUUGUAUCAGGCAGUCCUGAAAAAAAAGAUAACUUCUGUUGUAACCGAUACCAUCAAAAUAUAAAACUUUUACUUGUACAUUUUCAUGUGUAUUUGUAAAAUUUAAAAACUGUGAUAUUUUGUGACAUCAUUGCAUGCUCACGAUAAAUGUCCAGGUCUGUUUUGAUACAAUAUUGGGCUAUCAAGCACAGACAAGUCGCCACUGACUGGUAAUAACACCAUCGGAAAAGCUGUAAAUAAGAAGCUCACCCGUCCUGGUUCAGUAUUUGUUGUCACCGUGUGCUAGUACAAGAAUAUGGUUUAAUGGUUCCUUACGUAUCUGGUGUAUUUUGUAGGGAAAUACCUCUUAAAGAAACAAUUGUACAUUUUGCUUACUUUUGGUCGCUCCUCACUCAUGAUUUCAUGUGUACAUUGUACAUGGAUAGAAUUGUCCGUGAUUUGUUUACGUGUAGCAUGUUUUCUAUACAGAUGACAUUGUCUGUUACUUCUGCCAGGGCUUUCUUGGCAUGUGUAAUAAACAUGUUGUUUUAAUCCA